Molecule: messenger RNA, 543 nt
Organism: Capsicum annuum
Lineage: Eukaryota; Viridiplantae; Streptophyta; Magnoliopsida; Solanales; Solanaceae
Exons: 1
Coding region: 1-543 (180 amino acids)
Source: RefSeq, a predicted model, not a curated record
AUGCAAGGUUGUCAUCUCUUUCUUAGAAGACCAUGGCAAUCUGAUCGUUUAAGCAAGCAUGAUAGGAGGACUAAUCAGUACUCUUUUGCAUUUAAUGGUCAGAAAUUCACUCACCAUCUUCUUUCUUCAUCUCAAGUGAAUGAGGGUUACCAAAAAUUAAGAGAAUUGAAAGAGAAGGGUAAGAAACAAGGUGAGAAGGAGGACCAAAUUGAGGAGUGUGAUGAAGAAGAGGAGAAGGGAAGGUUAAAAGAGAAGAGUCCCUUGGUGAUGUUGUCUAGGAACAAAGAUCUUUUCAAAGAGCAUGAUGAGAAGACACCCAUGCUCCUCCUAGCCCAUGAUUUUUAUGCUAACCACUCUACUUCUUCUAUCCCCCAUUCUAUUUCCCCUGUUUUGAAGGAUUAUGGAGAUGUGUUCCCAAAGGAGUUUCCCCAAGGAUUACCCCCACUUCAGGCAAUUGAGCAUCAAAUUAAUUUUAUGUCGGGUUCUCAAUUACCCAACAAACCGGCCUACCAAAGUAAUCCAAAGGACACAAAAGAGCUCUAA